AUGCUGCGCGAUCUAUCGAGCGCAUUCGUUGUAGAAAAUCAGAUCGGCGAGGGAGUGUAUGGUAAAGUACACAGAGCUCGUGAGGACGGGACGGGACAGGUGGUUGCUCUGAAAAAGGUGAAAACUGAUUUGACAACGGAAAAAGAAGGGUUCCCAAUAACAGCGUUGCGAGAGAUUCAAAUACUCAAAGAACUCACGCACCACAACAUUGUUUCUCUGCGCGAGGUGAAGAGAUCACACACGGCCGUGUUGUUAGCUCUUGAGCAUACAGAUGCAGACAAGUCAGUUUACCUUGCAUUCGAGUACCUAGAACACGAUUUGCGCCGUAUAUGUCUGGAUGGUAGGAGCGGGCUGAUAGAGUCUGAGGCACUUCGACUCACUGAAGACUACAUCAGCUGCUACAUGAAGCAGCUUGUCAGUGGCGUGGCGCACAUGCAUUCGCUAAGUGUACUUCAUAGGGAUAUCAAGGCUAGUAAUCUUCUGAUCUCGAGCAGAGGAUACUUGAAAAUCGGAGACUGGGGCCUUGCUAGGCUGCAGGCGGACGAGGAUGGAAAGCAACACUACACAAACAGGGUCAUCACGCUCUGGUAUAGACCCCCAGAACUCCUGUUGGGCGCAACAAAGGCAGAGGAUGGCUAUGGUGCUAGUGUUGACGUCUGGUCCAUCGGAUGUAUUCUUGCUGAGCUCCUCUAUGCCAAGCCUAUUCUCCCUGGCAACACAGAGAUUGAACAACUCUUUCUUAUCUUCGAAUUGUGUGGUACUCCGACAAUUAAAGAUUGGCCUGAUGUCAUUAACCUUCCACUUUGGGAGACUUUUGCUCCAAAGGAAGACAACGAAGACUCGGCCGACGAUCGUCCUGAACGCAAGCCGUGGAAACUCCGGGAUAAAUUCAAUACCUUCGAUAAACUGGCUCUUGAUCUCGUCGAUGAGAUACUUGUCCAUGACCCCCGAAGCCGCAUCUCUGCACACGAUGCUCUCGACGGAGCCUAUCUAAAAAGCGCCAAACGACCCGAGGACCUUGCGCGCCUCGCCGUUGAUUCGGCUCACGAGUGGGAGGUCCGCAUGAAGCGCCGCCCUUGCCCAGAACUGAACGCAAGAAAUUCGACACAGCUGCGGACACAGCCUAGUUUGGCCGGAAGCCUAAAUUAGAAGCCGG
Molecule: messenger RNA, 1156 nt
Organism: Aureococcus anophagefferens
Lineage: Eukaryota; Pelagophyceae; Pelagomonadales; Pelagomonadaceae
Exons: 6
Coding region: 1-1149 (382 amino acids)
Biological process (GO): positive regulation of transcription elongation by RNA polymerase II; protein phosphorylation
Cellular component (GO): cyclin-dependent protein kinase holoenzyme complex; nucleus
Molecular function (GO): cyclin-dependent protein serine/threonine kinase activity; ATP binding; RNA polymerase II CTD heptapeptide repeat kinase activity
Source: RefSeq, a predicted model, not a curated record